Messenger RNA from Aspergillus puulaauensis, 2586 nucleotides. RefSeq names its product putative ATP-dependent RNA helicase DBP6 (gene DBP6). Bases 1 to 2586 code for a protein of 861 amino acids. Lineage: Eukaryota; Fungi; Ascomycota; Eurotiomycetes; Eurotiales; Aspergillaceae. Gene Ontology annotation, molecular function: RNA helicase activity; nucleic acid binding; ATP binding. The record is from RefSeq and is a predicted model, not a curated record. Gene Ontology annotation, cellular component: nucleus. The transcript has a single exon.
AUGGCCGGUGAUCGCGCAGUCACUCGUGAUAUCCCAAUGAGUCACGCAUCUCCCCCGACAAGCGGAAAAAAAUCUCAGAAACGAAAGAGAGAUCUCGAUGGCUCCACCGGCACUUCAUCCACCCCGACGAAGAAAUCGAAGAAGGAUCGAAACGAUCGAAAUGAAAAGGCUACUCCCGUCUCGCCGAGAGAAAAAAGAAAGAAAGAAAAGCGGUCCGACUCGACCUCUGUCGAUAAGGCUUCGAAAGAAUCCAGUAAAAAGAAACGUGCUGUUUCGCCUAGCAGCGACAAAACGAAGCCACCCGGUGAACGUGACAGGUCUAAAUCUAAGAAGAAAUCGAGAUCAGAAAAGCAAAGGUCUCCAGGGAGCGAUAGUGACGCGGAUGAGGAGCUUGAAAAUCCAAUAGACAAAGUUAAGAAGCAGGACAACUCCAAAGAGACAGCCAAGGACUCUGGGAAGACGAAGAAGUCUAAGAAAUCGGAACCUGGGAGUACCGCAGAGGGGGAGGAUAUUUCAAAACCGGCAAAGAACAAGUUCGCAGGUAUCUUGUCAAAAUUUGAAAGGUCUGCGAAAGUAAAGGAAGCCGCGGCGGAGAAGGGAUAUGGUGAGGAUGAGACGACGGAAAAGAAUGCGAAUACUCCCGAACCGGUCAUAGCGCAGGGAUUAGAGCCUAUACCCCAACCCGAACCGGCUCUCGAAGAAGCUGAGAAGCCAACGUAUUCUUCCCUCCCAGCCUGGCUGGCUAAUCCAUUGAAGACCUCAGCCGAGACGAGGGCCAAGUUCUCAGAGCUAGGGAUUGAGCCGAAGCUCCUCGGGGUCCUUGAAGAUAAUGGCUAUAAAGAGGCUUUCGCUGUCCAGUCCGCCGUUAUUCCACUUCUUUUGAAGGACCCCAAGAGUCAUUCGGGGGACCUCUGUGUUUCGGCAGCUACUGGUUCGGGAAAGACGCUAUCAUACGUUCUUCCCCUCGUCACCGAACUUGAACAAAUCCCUGCCCCGAGGCUGAGAGGACUUAUAGUUGUGCCAACUCGAGAGUUGGUCAAACAAGCUAGGGAGACUUGCGAAUUUUGCACGGCAGGGACUGGUCUGCGUGUCGGAUCAGCUGUGGGAAAUGUUGCAAUCAAGGACGAACAACGAUCGUUGAUGCGCGUUGAUCAGUUAUAUAGCCCUGAGAGUAUCGAGUCACGGCAAAAGUCGUUGCUAACAGAAGAUGACUGGACCGAAUUUAGUCUACAAGACUACAUAUCCAGCACAACUGAUCUCGGUGAGACGUUACCGGGAUAUGUCCAUAAGGCGGAGCCUAAUGUUGACAUCCUCAUUUGUACCCCUGGUCGUCUGGUGGACCAUAUCCGUUAUACGAAGGACUUCACAUUGAAACACCUCCAAUGGCUCGUCAUCGACGAGGCAGAUAGACUGCUCAACGAAAGCUUCCAGGAGUGGGUUGAUGUUGUUAUGCAUUCACUUGAUGCGCGCAAGGGCUCCGGUGCCUUUGGCUCAAGCGGGCAGUUCCUGUCGUCCCUCGGGCUUCCUCUACAGACGAAGGAGCCUAGGAAAGUGAUUCUCAGUGCUACCAUGACGCGGGAUAUUUCGAAGUUGAACUCUCUUCGCCUUACGAAUCCGCAGUUGGUGGUUGUUGGUGCUUCUGAUCAAGCCCCAACAGGAGACAUCGAAAGCGGAGUUAUUGCUCAUUCAGACGACAAAUUUAGCCUCCCGACAACACUCAAGGAAUAUUCCGUCGCAGUUGGCGAUGGAGCACAGAAGCCACUAUAUCUUCUUCGCCUUCUCCUGUCAGAAAUUAAACUUGGUGUCUCCUCAUCCACAAAACCAACAAAACCAGCGGUGUCUGAUUCCGACGAAACCAGCUCAGAAGGAACCAGCUCAGACGAGACAAGUUCAGAUGAUUCCAGUUCUAAAGACUCCGAGUCGGACUCGGAUGACUCGGACUCUGACAGCGCGGAUGACAGCUCUUCCAGCGACGAAUCCGAUUCAUCUGACAGCAGCUCCGACUCUGAAUCAGACUCUGAAGCUGAAAAGACCACUAAAGCAUCGUCAAACAACCCAUCUGAGCGAAGCACAGUUCUGGUCUUCACCAAAUCAUCCGAAUCCGCAUCUCGUCUCUCCCGUCUUCUAGCCCUCCUCGACCCAUCAUUAUCCGGCCUUAUUGGGACAAUCAUCAAAUCCAAUAAAUCCUCUGCUUCCCGCAAGACACUCAGCGCGUACCGCCAGGGCAAGCUGUCUAUCAUAAUUGCUACGGAUCGUGCCUCCCGUGGUUUAGAUCUCCAGUCACUGACGCACGUCAUCAACUACGACGUCCCAGCCAGUAUAACAACGUACGUGCACCGUGUCGGCCGUACGGCAAGAGCAGGCAGGGAAGGAUCAGCAUGGACUCUGGUUGCCCAUAGAGAGGGAAGGUGGUUCACGAACGAGAUUUCCAAGGGCGCUAAUGGUAAGAUAACUCGAGCAGCGAAGGUUGAACGAGUUGCAAUCAAGCUGGAUAACAUGAAGGAGCUCAAAUCGAGGUAUGCGUCAGCAUUGGAAAUUCUUGAGACGGAAGUGAAAUAUGUUGGGACGAGAAAAAUUGCGCGGUGA